AAGAUGACUCUUGGUAAAGUCGUAUGUGUGCUGUAUAAUGAUCCUAUAGAUGGGUAUCCUCCUAAAUAUGCCCGUGAUGAUAUACCCAAUAUAAGUACCUAUCCAGGUGGGCAGACAACACCUACUACUAAAGGUAUACACUUUAAACCUGGUACUCUACUUGGUUGUGUAUCUGGUGAACUUGGUAUACGUCAGUUAGUUGAAGAUCAUGGUUAUGAGUUUAUAGUGACAUCUGAUAAAGAUGGUGAUGAUUGUGAAUUCGAGAAGCAUUUAUCAGAUGCAGUUGUAAUCAUAAGUCAACCAUUUUGGCCAGCUUAUAUGACUGAGAAACGUUUCAAGAUGGCACCCAAGCUAAAACUAUGUAUUACUGCUGGUAUUGGAUCUGAUCAUGUUGAUCUAGAAGCUGCUGCACAGAAUAAUGUCACUGUUGCUGAGGUUACCUAUUCUAAUUCCAUAUCAGUCAGUGAACAUGUCGUGAUGCUUAUAUUAAGUCUAGUACGUAACUAUAUACCUUGUUAUAAGACAGUUAUUGAAGGUGGUUGGAAUAUAGCUGAUUGUGUUAGUAGAUCAUAUGAUAUUGAAGGUAUGCAUAUUGGUACUGUAGCUGGUGGUAGAAUUGGUCAGGCUGUUCUUAAGCGUCUUAAACCAUUUGAUGUACAUCUACAUUAUACUGAUCAUUAUCGUUUACCAGAAGAUGUUGAAAAGGAACUUGGUGUUAUUUAUCAUCCAACUGUUGAGGAUAUGGUUAAAGUAUGUGAUGUUGUUACUAUAAAUUGUCCAUUACAUCCUCAAACAGAACAUCUUUUUGAUGCUACAUUACUAAGUAAGAUGAAACGUGGUGCAUAUCUAGUUAAUACAGCAAGAGGUAAGAUAUGUGAUAGAGAUGCUAUUAGAGCAUCAUUAGAAGCUGGUCAUCUUGGUGGUUAUGCUGGUGAUGUAUGGUUUCCUCAACCUGCACCUGAAGAUCAUCCAUGGAGACAUAUGCCACAUCAUGCAAUGACACCUCAUGUUAGUGGAACUACUCUAUCUGCUCAAGCACGUUAUGCUGCUGGUACUGCUGAGAUACUUGAAGCAUUCUUUGAUGGUAAACCUUUACGUAAUGAAUAUCUUAUUGUUGAUAAAGGACAACUUGCUGGUGCUGGUAAACAUUCAUAUACCCAAGGUGAUGUCACUAAAGGUAGCGAGGAAGCUUCUAAGUAUCAUAAGCAUACUAAUAUCCACUAUGAGAAUAAUGACGUAUUCUCAUCAUCAGAGUCUGAGAAUAAUAUCAAAAAGCGUAGAAUAUGAUGUCUUCAUUGCUCAUGUUCAAUCAAACCAAGGUUUUCAUGGACUUUCAGUCCUCAGAAUAUUCGACUUUUUCAUAUCGAGGGUUUUACCAUAUAGCUACACUCUGUAGUGAUGAUGAUGUUGAUCAUAUGAGUUUCAUGAUGUAGUAGACUUUUUAUU
This is a messenger RNA of Perkinsus marinus ATCC 50983, 1446 nucleotides long. Its product is annotated as Formate dehydrogenase, putative. The coding region runs from base 4 to 1287 and encodes 427 amino acids. The record is from RefSeq and is a predicted model, not a curated record. Lineage: Eukaryota; Perkinsozoa; Perkinsida; Perkinsidae. The transcript has a single exon. Gene Ontology annotation, molecular function: formate dehydrogenase (NAD+) activity; NAD binding; oxidoreductase activity, acting on the CH-OH group of donors, NAD or NADP as acceptor.